UGGAAGGCGCGCCUGCGCGUUCACGCGAGUACGAGUGCAAUCAUCCUUCUUUUUCUUUUUCUUUUUUUCCGAGUCCAUCUCUGUCGCGGGGAAGAUGGAGGGCACGGCGUACGGAGCGGGCAGGGCCGGAGGAGCCUUCGACCCCCUCACGUUCCUCCAGCAGCCUCACACCGUCCUCCGCAUGGUAUCUUGGCUUUUCUCGUUAGUAAUAUUUGGCUGCAUUGCUAAUGAGGGCUACGUGAACAGGCCGGAUGAGGUGGUGGAGUACUGCGUCUUCAACCGGAACCAGAACGCCUGUAACUACGCUGUAGGUAUGGGCACGCUGGCCUUCAUUUCCUGUAUGGCCUUCCUGGCACUGGAUGUGUACUUCCCUCAGAUCAGCAGCAUAAAGGGCCGCAAGAAAGCCGUGCUCACCGACAUCGGGGUGUCAGCAUUUUGGUCCUUCGUCUGGUUUGUGGGCUUCUGCUUUAUGGCCAACCAGUGGCAGGUGGCAAAACCUGAGGACAAUCCACUGAAGGAGGGCGCAGAUGCUGCUCGCGCUGCUAUCACCUUCUCCUUCUUCUCCAUCUUCACUUGGGCAGGACAGUCCUUCCUGGCAUUCCAGCGCUUUAAGUUGGGGGCGGAUUCGGCGCUUUUCUCGCAGGACUACACCGACCCGAGCCAGGAUGCGGCCGCCGCUCCAUACAGCGCCUUCACCAGCGGCGACGAACCCGAGAGCCCUGGAGGCACAGGCUCCUACCAGCAACCCAAUGGAGAAGGGAUGUUUGACGGGUCCGCAGGAUACCAGCGUCAGGAGUACUAACUAUAUGGAGGAAAGGCAGGAGGUGGAGCUGUGUUAGUUCUGCAAGGUGGCGUGGAGUUAUGUAGGAAAUGUUUCCAGCCAGCACCACACAUUUGACCAGUUAAGAAUGUUUUCAGCCAUCUAGACAGUUUUAUUUGAUUUUUUGAGUGUCGUCAUUUUGAGUGUACGGCUUUAGUUGUAGGGUUUGAAAGAAAGAGUGAUGAAAAAAGCAGGGAGUGAGGUUAGCUUUUUAAAGAGCUAUACAGUGUGAUCAUACCGGUUUGCCUUGAACCAUUAUUUUGUCUGGUGUCUUGGCUGAGUAAUCAAAACCAUCUCCUUGGGGUUACUUAAAAUAGACAUAUUAUGUUCUGCCAAUAAGCAAGCACAGCCACGGAGCCUAUGCUGAACAAAUUACACUAUUGAUUGGGAUCUUAUAUUGAAGAAUAUAGAUAAAAUAUGACAUGAAUAGCUGUUUCAUUCUGGAGGCAGGUACCUGUUCCAUUGUAUUUAAAUAGCAUUUCAACCAAAAAGGAAGCAUCACAUUUGGGUCACCCUUUAGUCAUAAAUCUUUGAAUUCAUUUUUAAGUCAUAACUUUUAGGGUAGCCAGUGAAUUUGCGGUGGAUUCACUAGUUUAUUUUUGGUGUAUGUGAGGAUAAACCCUAAACUACCAGAAGCUAUUUAUCUGGUGCUAAACACAGCACAACAGUUCACUAAAUAACGUAGCUAACUAGCAAGCCAAACUUCAUGCAGUAACCUAGCUGAAUGUUAGCGAGAUUUUUUAAAUUGUAUUUACUUCUGCCAUUUUAAAAGCACAAAUUUGAACAGAAACAUAGCUGUUAGUUACAAGAAAAGCAGUUUGCUUACCAUUUGAAAUAUCCACAAAUUCUAAACUAAUAAUUCUAAACUAAUCCAAAUUUUCAUGUGGUCAGGUGAAUAUGGAGAAGAGUCCUUACCCAAGCCAAAAAAAGGAAUCACACCGGUUAAAACAAAUGAGAAAUCCAAUACACAAACAACAUUUUCAUUAGUGACAUGUAGAAAACAUGGCACACUGAAAAGCAAAAGCUUUAUUGCUUGAGCUUAUUAAUGAAAAUCAUUCACUUUUAAUAGCAGUUCAUGCCGAUGCAUUGCAGUUUCACUGUGUGAUUCCAUUUAAGACAGAAAAGGAACCACACUGGUUAAAAAAAAAAAAAAAAAAAAAAAAAACGGAAAUACAAUGCACAGUCUGCAUUGCUUUUUUUAAUUAGUGUCAUGCAGAAAACAUGCCACACUGAAAAGCAAAUUGUUCAUGGUUCAUCAUUCUCUUAUGUUGUUUGGUCUCUAAUGAAAAACAGCAGAUCAGCGGAUGUUUUUUAAUCAUGAAAAACCGAAUUUAUGUCAGAAGUAAAUAUAUGUAUGAACUAGAAAUCCCACUUUAAAAAAAAAAAAAAAAAAACUUGAAAUGCACUAAAAAAAAGUCUGUACUGCUUUUCAUUAGUAAUAUGUACAAAAUGUGCCACACUGAAAAGCAACCCGGCUGAAAAAUACUGUAGAAGCCAUAACAGAAACUCUAAUGGUUUCCACUACAAAUGCCAUUAUAAACCAUCAGCUAACCAUUAAAACAUUUACCAUUAUUGGUCCUUAAUGGUAUCCACUAGACAUAAUUUUCCACCAAUAGAAGGCAACAGAUUACCAGUAGAGACCCACAGAGACCAUUACAGUUUUAAAGCCAAUACAAUUCGUUUGUAGUGGUUUUUCAGCAGGGAUUCACUUCACUGCAUUGCCCUUAUGUCACUUGAUCUCUUUUAUGAAUAACAAUCAGAAGUGCAUUAUAUUUCUAAUAUUCAUGUUCUUUAACCAGUAUAAUUGUUCCUCAAAUGGAAUCUUGUCCAUAUGUGAACAGUAUUCUAUAAAUAUGAUGCUCCUUUUUGGCGAAAGUAAAGAACCUUCAAGGGAAGCUGUCCUCCAAAUGCCAAUAUUGUCCAAAAAUGCUGUCAACCUACAAAUCUGCCUUCUAAUUGGAACAUAAGUUUGUGCCCCAAAAAGUCUGCAACGUUUAUAAUUUCAUAGCAUUUUAAGACAGUGCUUAUGAGUGUCUUCACCUGUGUGUGUAUGUAUGAUUGGAAAUAUGUCUUAGAAUCUGGAUAUUACACAUUUUACGAGCUCAUUGUGACACUCAAGACAACGGUCAUGUCACUACAUUGUCAUGGAAAUGAUCAAAUAAUAUUGGAAACCAUAUGGAAAAAAAAAAAAAAAAACACUGCCGCUAACACACGUCAGAUCCCAGUGCCUCCAUUUGCACCAUGCAGAUGAGGUGUGUGCGUUAUGGUGUCAGGAUUACCCUAUGUCUCUGUGAGUCUUUGUCUCUAUGUGAUGAUGGGAUGAAAAUGGUGGUUGUAAGGAGAAUAGCUCUGUGUUCCAUGUUUCAUUUAUUAUAAAACAUGCCCUUGUUGACUUCGCUUCACGACUUCAUCACUUGAUCCGACAGCCCUUGUUUUUCCGUCAUUGCUAAUUAGCUGUUUUCCUAGCUAGUAUGCAAGAACGUUUGCUAACUAGCGUGCAUGCUAACUAGCUAGCUUAUUAACUAGCUUGCAGAAUAAAGUUAGGUCCACUGUUGUAUGUUGUAUAGGUGGAGUAAAUGGCUAUAUCUGGAUGCAGCAAAACAUCUCUAAAAAUGAAAAAAAAAACAAAAAAAACACAGCACCUUAAAUAGUACUUAAAACUCAUCUACAGUGCUGUGAAAAAGUAUGUACUUUUUUACAUACUAAAUUGUUUCAGAAAAUAAAACAAAGGCAACCUGAGUAAACAAAAAUACAGUUUUUAAAUGAUAAUGUUAUUUAAUGAAGAAAAAAAGUUUUCCAAUACCAACUGGGCCUGUGUGAAAAUGUAUUUGCCCCCGUAGUUACUAAUUCCCCAAAUCUAUGAAACUGCAUUCAUUAUGUGGUUUAGCUGGACUAGACGCAACCAGGUCUGAUUACUGCAAACCCUGUUCAAUCAGAACAACACUUAAAUAGAACUUUUUCAACAGCAUGAAGUUGGUUAAAAGGUCUUACCCAGUAACACACUAUGCCAAAAUUAUAAGAAAUUCCAGGAAGAAGGUGAUUGAAAUACAUCAGUCUGGGAAUGGGGUACAAAGCUAUUUCAGAGGCUCUGGGACGCCAAAGAACCACAAUGAGAGCCAUUAUGUCCAAAUGGAAAAAUUCAGCACGGUAGUGACCCUUCCCAGAAGUGGCCGACCUUCCAACAUUCCUACAUUUACAGCUAUACAAAAUUACAGUGGUCUGUUACAAAGCUUUGACACUUGAGACUCCUUCAAAAUAAAAAAUGCACAUCAGCACUUCAAAUCAACAAUUACACACGUUUUUUAAUACUUUUAUGUGGAGAGUUCACAGAAGACUUCCCUGUGUCAGUUGUUUCUAUACAAACUAUAAUGUAAUAGAAUGAGUGCACUAAUAGAAACUUGUGAUUUGCAUUGCUAACUUGGUUAGCAUGUUACUGGAACACCUCGAGGUUGGCAGUUUGAUUCCCGCCUGUGAAGGAUAAGCGGUACAGAAAAUGGAUGGAUGACCAAUCUUCUAUGGUAUAGAUUGGUUGAAAAUGGCUUGUUUCUGUGUUUCACUCUCCUAUGUUCACAUUUUUCAGCCUGGAAAUUAGCUCUAGCAGAACAGAGAUAUUCAGCUCUGCCCUUUUUCUUUAAUAGGCAGCUCACAAGGAUGGGUGGGGUCAUUCAGUCCAUCUUGCAUACAGUAGGGGGCAUAUAUGGGUGCACGAUGGUUCAGUGGUUAGCACUUUCAUCUCACACCUCCAGUAUCGGGGGUUCGAUUCCUGCUGUAGCCCUUUGUGUAUGGUGUUUGCAUGUUUUCCCUGUGCUGCAGGGUUUUUUUCCGGGUACUCCAGUUUCCUCUCCCAGUCCAAAGACCUGCAUAGUAGGCUGAUUGGCAUGUCCAAAGUGUCCGUAGUGUAUGAAUGUGUAUGUAAUUGUGCCCUGCAAUGGAUUGACACCCUGUCCAGGGUGUACCCUGCCUUGUGCCCCAUGCUCCCUGGGAUAGACUCCAGACUCCCUGCAACCCUGUAGGAUAAGUAGUAGAGAAAAUGGAUGAUGGAUGGAUAUAUAUAUUAAUAAGGAGAUGUCAACAAGGGCAUGUUGGUUGUGGUCAUGUUAAAACCACAAACAAACAGUUCACUAGGUUCAACAUGUAGCCAGAUAAAAACCCACACCUCGAUUAUUUCAGUUUUACAAUGUUAACUAACAUCAGCAUCUGCAGCUUGGCAUCUUGAUUGCAAUUCUGCAUUCAUACUCAGAUUCUUCUCCAGCAUCGGUCAUCUUGGCUAUCGUUUUUUAAAAAUAAAUGACACAGGCAUAUGUGAAUAGUCAUGGCUGUAAAAAUGAAGCUAUUUAUCGAAAUCAUCCAUGUUGUCUGUGCUUGUAGAGCUUAUUUACAAGAUAACAAUGAAAUCACUGUUUGAUUUUUUUUUUUCCAGACAGAAAAUAUUUUUUUGCUUAAUGUGUCUGGAGGAACUGAUUCUUUGCUCCAAUGUCAUUUCAUAUAACAGUAUAUAUGUAAAUCUGUAAUUGAAUAUAAAACUUUAUUUUAAAAACAUUUAAGAUGUGAAAAGUAUACACAACUCUAUUGUCCUUCUCUGUCCCUCCUGUAUUUACGUGAACAUCUCUCGCCCCCUCUCUCUCUGUAUUGAAGGUUGUUUUGUUUUCCCUGAAUUCACAUUCUGAAAAUAUGAUUUUAUUUUGGAAUAUUACACAUUAUAUGAAUCUAUAUAAAACAGUUGGCAGAUGAACCUAAAUAGCUAUGUAGGACUGUGUGACCUCUGUGUUAUUCUAGAUAGCUACAUAAAAACAAAAAGAAAACGAGUCUAUUGAGUGCUACUGUUUUUUGGUGUAAUGGAUUUUAUGUAUAUUUAAAACACAAUAAAGAAAUAUAU
Molecule: messenger RNA, 5696 nt
Organism: Ictalurus punctatus (channel catfish)
Lineage: Eukaryota; Metazoa; Chordata; Actinopteri; Siluriformes; Ictaluridae
Product: synaptogyrin-1
Exons: 4
Coding region: 95-802 (235 amino acids)
Cellular component (GO): neuromuscular junction; synaptic vesicle membrane
Source: RefSeq, a predicted model, not a curated record